AUGGUUAAUUCAGAUAUACUAAAUUUAUUAUCAUUUGGUGUACUAUUGUAUUUUUGUUUUAAGAUAUUUAAUAUAUUAAAAAGAAUUUUAUAUCCAUAUGUCAUUGCAUCUCCAAUUGAUCUUAAAAAAGCUUCUGGAGGUGAUUGGGCUGUUGUAACAGGAUCAACUGAUGGUAUAGGAAAACAAUAUGCUAUUGAAUUAUCUAAAAAAAAUUUUAAUAUAAUUUUAAUAUCACGUAAUCAAUCAAAAUUAGAAGAUGUUAAAAACGAAAUACAUCAAAUAUCUCCAAAUGUUGAGAUAAAAACAAUUUCUUUUGAUUUUACAAAUACAUCAUAUAAUGAUUAUGAAAGUGUUAUUUUAAAAGAGUUAAAAAAUUAUGAAAUUGGUAUUUUUGUUAAUAAUGUUGGUAUGGCUUUUGAAAUUCCUGCUAUUAUUCAUGAAACUGAAGGUGGUUUAAAAAGAAUUAGUGAUAUAUUAAUUGUUAAUUCUUUACCAGUAACAAUAUUAACAGCUGAAAUUAUUCCACAAAUGUUAAAAAGAAACAAAGGAAUUAUUGUUAAUGUAGCUUCAUUUGUUGGUUAUUUAAGUCUUGCAGAAUGGAAUGUAUAUUCAGCAUCUAAAAGAUAUAUGAUACAUUUAACAAGAAUUCUUCAAAAAGAAUAUUAUGGUACAGGUAUUAUUUUUCAAUGUCUCUGCCCAUUAUUAAUUGUUACUAAAAUGUCAAAAGCAGAGAAAACAUCCAUUUUUUCACCAUAUCCAGAUGAGUAUGUAAAAAGUGCUAUAAAAACUAUUGGUCGUGCUGAAGAAACUUCUGGAUACCUACCACAUCAAUUACAGACUGAAGGAAUAAAUUUAUUACCAUCAAUAAUUAGUGAUUUCUUUACAAAAAGAGGAAAUGAUGAAAUAAAAAGUUACAUGAAAAAACAAAUUGUUGAGUAA
Molecule: messenger RNA, 939 nt
Organism: Strongyloides ratti
Lineage: Eukaryota; Metazoa; Nematoda; Chromadorea; Rhabditida; Strongyloididae
Product: Estradiol 17-beta-dehydrogenase 12
Exons: 1
Coding region: 1-939 (312 amino acids)
Biological process (GO): fatty acid elongation
Cellular component (GO): endoplasmic reticulum
Molecular function (GO): oxidoreductase activity
Source: RefSeq, a predicted model, not a curated record